AUAGUAUUCAAGUCUUAACCACCGUCUCAGGUAAAAACAUUUAGGCGGGAAAACCCCUAAAUAAAACAAACAAGUAAAAACUUGAUCUUUCAACUUCUGGUUCUCCCACCCCUCCCAUAUUUCCUUCUCCUUCUCCGACUCCGACAUUUUUGCUUUUUCCGAGUUCACGCACCAGCCAGCGCCAUGGCUAUUUGUGCUUCAGCUGGAGGAGAGGACCGGCGAGCGAAGAAAGAGAACGUGGUCUUAGAUGACGAGGAAGAAGGCGAAAAGUGUGUUCCGAAACCUGAGGUUGCGGAGUUGCGUGGACGAUGGGAACUUGCUUCCGUUCUCAAUUUCUUGACCGUUUUUGAGCCAGUAAUCGGUAAGGAUUUGCAGAUAUCGGCGGAAGAGAUAGAGACGGGUUUGAUAUGCCCUGAUAGUUCGCUUGCUAAGCUCCACAUUAUUCUUUUGAAGGGGAUACCGCCUGUGAGUAAAACAUUGGAUGGUUCUGAUGAUGCGUGGGUCACUGUGCUUUGUAAGAAGCUUUCUCCGUGGUGGCCAUGGGUUGCUGAAGGGGACAUUCCAAUUGUGGCAGCUAAAGGAGAGGAGAUCCCUAGAUACAAAGGACUCGAUCCUAUUAAGCGUUUACUGACCUUAAAAGCGCUUUGUGAAAUACGGGCUGAUCAAGAUGAUGCAGUGGCUUAUCUUAAUGAUGCUCUGAAACAAGGGACCCAAAUUUCUUCUUUCCGUAAAGAUAAGAUAGGAGGAGAUGGGAAAAGCACUUCGUUUUGGUAUGAUGGGAAUAAAAUAGUUGGAUAUAGAUUAUACAGAGAAGUAACUGCAUUUGAAAGAAAGAAAAGAUCUAUUGGGAGAGAGUCUUCGUUCCCAACCUGUAACCAGUGGGAAACGCUGGCAACCAAUCUAGAGGAAUUUCGCAAAGUUGCAGAUGAAUUCUCAUCGAGCAAGGUUGUAGCAUUGGCUGCUGUUGGUAGGACUCUCAAAACUGAUGCUAUUCCUGUUCUUGAGAAAAUUCAGAAGAAUAAAGAACAGGCAAUAAAAAGGAAACAAAGGAAAAAUAUGCUUCUGAAUGAUGGAAGAAGUUUCCUUGCUAGUACUGGUGCCGGUGCUAGAGUUACUCGCUCAUGUCGCACCCUUAGGCCUGUCAAUUACACAUUUGAUGACUAUGAUCGGAUGAUGAAGGAGGCUAUACAACAAACGACAAAGAGGACAAGUCCCAAAGAGCGAAGGAAAGAAAGAGAGGGUAGCGAGAUUGCUUCAGAGAGCGAGACAGACCCAGAAGACCCUUUCCCUAAAAGGUUCUGCACUAAGGAUGAUAAUGUUGAAGAUUCAAAUGUGGAUAUAGCUAUGCUCAAGGAUGAUGGUAGUGAUGACGAUUAUAGUGGCAAAGAGGAUGUUGAUGAUAGCGGCUGUAGAGACUCAGCCACUUCUGAAGUAAGCAGGAAGGAGAACCGUCCCUUCGGUGCACGUUGGAGUACUAGGCUGGCUGGAGGCACUGCCCAUCCUUCUAUGGAACACAGAAACUUGGGAACGAAGAAUAUAUCAAGACAAAGACCGACCCAUAACUCAGCUAUGGACUCUAUUGUUGUACCAGAUUCAGAUUAUGAAAGCUGAGCUAGAGAAUUCUGUACAUGGAAACUUGAUACUUGCACUAACGCCUAGAAUACAGCUCAAGUUAAACUCCAAAUCUUUUGCUAUUUUUGUGGUCAAGAGAGCAAGUUUUGAAACACGUAUGUUGUGAAGUUGGAAACAUGCAACAUGGGCACUUUUGUAAAUUUUGAAAUACAGUAUUUUGGCAUUAAAAAUCGAAAGUUGGUAUUUUGAAUA
Messenger RNA from Humulus lupulus (European hop), 1824 nucleotides. RefSeq names its product DDT domain-containing protein DDR4. The record is from RefSeq and is a predicted model, not a curated record. Gene Ontology annotation, biological process: regulation of DNA-templated transcription. The transcript is spliced from 11 exons. Lineage: Eukaryota; Viridiplantae; Streptophyta; Magnoliopsida; Rosales; Cannabaceae. Gene Ontology annotation, cellular component: RSF complex. Bases 184 to 1611 code for a protein of 475 amino acids.